UCCUCCCGUUAUUUCCUGCGGUACCUCUGCCCGGUCUGCCUGCUGCAGUCUGCGGGUGCACGCUAACGGAGUGGCCGUCGAGAGAUUUUCAGCGUUCGCUAGUCUCACCCUGCUCUCCUCGUUCUCGCCAUCCUUGCAGGUGUUGGAAAGGCUCGUAGUUUCUUCUUUUUCCCAGGUUUGAUUUGACGGUAUCGUGGAGAGCGUGUGUACGGGCAGCUAGUUUUAACAAUGGCGACAGCUGCGGUAUCUGCCCCUGUUGGCGGCGCCCCGAACCCCGGAUCGGGUGCUGAGUUGGUCCGUGGGCAGGCCUUCGACGUGGGUCCGCGCUACAGCAACCUGUCGUACAUCGGAGAGGGCGCCUAUGGCAUGGUGUGCUCAGCCUAUGACCGGGACAGUAAGGUGCGGGUGGCCAUUAAGAAGAUCAGCCCGUUCGAGCACCAGACGUACUGCCAGCGCACGCUGAGAGAGAUCAAGAUCCUUCUGCGCUUCAAACACGAAAACAUCAUCGGCAUCAACGACAUCAUCCGCACGCCCUCCAUCCACCACAUGAAAGACGUGUACAUUGUUCAGGACCUGAUGGAGACAGACCUGUACAAGCUGCUGAAGACGCAGCACCUGAGCAACGACCACAUCUGCUACUUCCUGUACCAGAUCCUGCGUGGCCUCAAGUACAUCCACUCCGCCAACGUGCUGCAUCGCGACCUGAAGCCCUCCAACCUGCUCCUCAACACCACCUGCGACCUGAAGAUCUGUGACUUCGGCCUGGCCCGGGUGGCGGACCCGGAUCACGACCACACCGGCUUCCUGACCGAGUACGUGGCCACGCGCUGGUACCGCGCCCCCGAGAUCAUGCUCAACUCCAAGGGUUACACCAAAUCCAUCGAUAUCUGGUCGGUGGGCUGCAUCCUGGCUGAGAUGCUGUCCAACAGGCCCAUCUUCCCCGGGAAACACUACCUGGACCAGCUCAACCACAUCCUGGGGAUCUUGGGCUCGCCUUCCCAGGAGGACCUGAACUGCAUCAUCAACAUUAAAGCGCGGAACUACCUGCUGUCGCUGCCGCUGCGCUGCAAAGUGCCGUGGAACCGCCUCUUCCCCAACGCCGACCCCAAAGCCCUGGAUUUGUUGGACAAAAUGUUGACCUUUAACCCCCACAAGCGGAUCGAGGUGGAAGAGGCACUGGCCCACCCCUACCUGGAGCAGUAUUACGACCCCACAGACGAGCCUGUAGCAGAGGCCCCCUUUAAGUUCGACAUGGAGCUGGACGACCUGCCCAAAGAGACGCUGAAGGAGCUCAUCUUUGAGGAGACUGCACGCUUCCAGCCCGGCUUCAGGUCCUAAACCCCCCCAGACGGGCCCAGGACUGACUCCGCCCCAACGCUGCUGUUCUUCUGCUGGCUUCUUCUAAACGAUGUGCUGUGGCCACGCCUCUGCCCCGCCAUCUUUAUCCACCCUGCCCCGCCCCUCACCCACCAUGCCCCGCCCCCCACUCGCCAACUAUACCCGCCCCCCACUCGCCAUGCCCCGCCCCACCCAAUCGCUCUGGAUCCGCGCUCACUAUUUCUCCCCCCAUUUUAUUCUCUCUCUCUCUCGCCUGCUCUCCUCUGGCUGUGUCAUGGGGUGUGGUUUUAGGGGGUUGGGGCGAGGGGUGUGUGUUUUGAGUGAGUUGGAGAGGGUAGGGUUUUGGAGUUUGUUUCAAUCAGCCUUUUUGUCUUGCAUUUCCAGAACAGAAAUGGUGAUUAUUCUCAGAUGUUGUCAUUAUUACGAUUAUUGUUGUUGUUGUUAUUAACCUUGAGAUAAGACGGCGAUGAGGUUUGAGUCUGUGUGUAAUCCACCUCUCGUUGAGGCAGUGGGUGGGGUUUGUAAGAUGCUCUCAGGCCACACCCACCACCGAUCACUCUGUUUCUGCAGCACAGACACACAUCCUCCAAUCACAGCGGCAGACAUGAACACAUGCUUCAGCUCUGCGAUCGCUCGAAGUCUCCCUUUCUGCCGCAUUUCUGUUUGCUGUGAAGCUUGUGCUUCCUGCAGGUUUCUGUUUGCUGUGAAGCUUGUGCUUCCUGCAGGUUUGAUACCAGCCGGGUUUAUGUCCUGACAGAGAUGGAUGUGUGUGUGUGUGUGGGAUUGGGGGGCCUGGUCGGGGGGGGGGGGGGGGUGGGCAUGCACCCCACCCAUCUCUGCUUGGGGCACAGAGAUGUCUUUCCAUCUUUUAGAUCAUCUGCAGCGGGACAUGCUCACACAGGCAUUAUUACCUUCCACGAGGAAGGCCUGGCUCCCUGUGUGCUUCUACAACUCCAGCACCAUUUUAGCUCCCUAACCCUUAUACCGCUACUGAUAGAACUAGAGCUAACGCUACAGCCAGUGCUACAGCUAGAGCUACUGCUAGAGCUAGUGCUACUGCUAGUGCUACAGCUAGAGCUACUGCUAUAGCUAGUGCUACUGCUACAGGUACUUAUUCAGAUAGAGCUACCACUGCAGCUAGAGCUCUGUGAAUUUUCUUUACACGCCCAUUUUAUCUCCAGUGCCAUAUUUGCCCAAGAAAGGUUGAUCAGGGGAGACACAAUCUCACCAUUACUGGAGGAAAACCUCUCAAUCCCUGAUCGCCAGUCACCUUCAGCCCACAAGCCUGUAAGAACUCCCCUCUCAGGGCUAGGCCAUGUUAGCCAAUAGGAACUCUGGUCUGGUCUCGUGGGAGGCGGUUUAUCGAGGUCAAAACUCUAUUUUAUUUCUGCAUCUUUCUUCUCAGGCUGUCAAACACUGAGAGGAGGGACCUGAAGCCUGCCCCCCCUCCCCCACCACCCACUCAGGCCGCCAUUGACUUCACCUCCCUCCCUCUCUCCAUCUCUCUCCACUCUUUCGAGCGUUGUGCCUCUUCUUUUCUCCCUCUGUGUUGAGUCAGUCUCUCUCUCUCUCCCUCUCUUGCCUUGUAACAGAAGACUGUGCCCUUGCCUGACUGUUAAAAGCUUUCUAUACAAAGAUGAAGUGCCACAUUACUGGGCAUUCCACACGGGAAUCUCAGGAUCCUCUUCCUGUCCCUCUGUGGUCUCACACUUCCCAAACGGCUUUCCUCACCGUUUCUCUAUUUUAAUGCAUCAGCUCAGUCACCCCCUCCAUCCUAGAGCAGCCCAUUUCAGCUCAGUCACCCCCUCCAUCCUAGAGCAGCCCAUUUCAGCUCAGUCACCCCCUCCAUCCUAGAGCAGCCCAUUUCAGCUCAGUCACCCCCUCCAUCCUAGAGCAGCCCAUUUCAGCUCAGGUGCAGAGCAGCUUCAAUGUCAGUGAUGGCUCCUCAGCCAGUUAACACCUGUUUGCAUGAAGCGAGCGUACUCGUACAAAUCUGAGCAUCUUUGCUCCUGAACACCAUUAUCUUUGAUCCAUCUGCUGACAUCAGUUUAAAAUGGGAAAAUCGGUGCAGUUGGAAGCUUUAUUCCACAUAUAUAGACAACUGAACUUUAUAAAGCAGCUGUUUCUCCUCAGUACUGGAGUCAAAGUUUUCUGUAAUCCACCCGGAUAUGCAACAGACAGACCUGGCCAACAGGCUUUCAUUGGCUAUUUCGUGCUAAAGAUUUGAACACCUCGCUUUGGAUAAACUAAAAAGAUAUUUUCCAUGAUUAAAAUCACAAAAACAAUAAUGGGUUUUGUAGUCAUGGAAGAUCGGCCAAUGUGUCAGGUUGAUAGGCCUAUUGAGGGACCAUCUCCUCUGGCAGAAAAAACAAUACAUUUAGGUAAACCUCCCCUCUCCUUUCUAAUGAGCAUUCACUGCACUUAAUAUGUACUCACUGAAACGCCAUAUUACAUGCUGUCUCAGUCCACACCCAGUCAGGUACAGUACUUCAAGGGUCUAAAGGUGGGGGUGGGAAUUCUCCGGAAACACUCUGCAGAUCCUCCUGUAAGAUAGCUUGUGCUGGUCCCUGUGCAGCCUGUAUGGUUUUGUGCCUUUAUUGGUCUUGUAUAACAAGAUUUCCUGCUCAGCUUUGUUUAGAUGGAUCAGUUGUGAUUGCAGUCCUUCAUUCUCACGGUUAUGUAAUUAAAGAGAAGUUAUAUGGCAUCAGCUUUGUGAUGGUUAUUCUGUAUUGAAAAGGUGAAAAGAUAGCUUUUUAUUUUAUUUUUUGCUUCUGGUCCCCACUUUAUACCCCCCCAUUUGCCUUCUUUUCCUUUUGGAUGUUUUGUGUAAGCCCUUUUUUAUUUGUAAAAUGAAUGUUAUGUUUCUAGUGAAUAUUAAUCUUGUUAAAGAAUUGUUUCCAUGUAUUAAACUACUCCUCUGUAAGUAUGUUUUGAUUAGUAGAACAUUUUAUUGUGAAUCUCACUUUAAAAAAGAAAAAAAAGAAAAAGGCAGUUGUGAACUUUGGGGUGCUUGCUAGCAUUUCUUGCCGAUAAUAGAGGAAAGUUGGAUUGUGGGAUUUGAAGGUUCCUCUGAAGGAAUGCACUCUAAAGGGCCAUUUCACACUGGCCACAAAGAUGGGCCUGCAGACUGCAGACCUCCAUCUUGAAUUACUGAUGUCAACAUUAUUUUAUCUGCCAUGACCUGUAACCACCUGAAAACACCUGAAUAAACACACUCUACCCUG
Molecule: messenger RNA, 4562 nt
Organism: Anguilla anguilla (European eel)
Lineage: Eukaryota; Metazoa; Chordata; Actinopteri; Anguilliformes; Anguillidae
Gene: mapk1
Product: mitogen-activated protein kinase 1
Exons: 9
Coding region: 229-1338 (369 amino acids)
Biological process (GO): protein phosphorylation; intracellular signal transduction
Cellular component (GO): cytoplasm; nucleus
Molecular function (GO): MAP kinase activity; ATP binding
Source: RefSeq, a predicted model, not a curated record